Messenger RNA from Fonsecaea nubica, 3192 nucleotides. RefSeq lists its product as hypothetical. The transcript has a single exon. Lineage: Eukaryota; Fungi; Ascomycota; Eurotiomycetes; Chaetothyriales; Herpotrichiellaceae. Gene Ontology annotation, molecular function: protein binding. Bases 1 to 3192 code for a protein of 1063 amino acids. The record is from RefSeq and is a predicted model, not a curated record.
AUGAAGCCCGAUGUUCCUCCUUCCUACGAAAGCGCAGUCAGUCGCGAAGCAUGGUCUAUUAUCGCGCCCUGGAUUUCCUCGAGCGACCUGUGCUCGGCAUGUCUGGUGUCGCGGAAAUGGUACGCUAUCUUUGUGCCAUUCCUCUGGGGCGACCCUGCUUCCCACUUUGGCAUUGAGAAUGAUGCCGUCUACGUCGCUCUCACCCGCUUCAAGAGGAGCUUACGAAAAGCAAGAUUGAGUGUCAGAAGCCUCACUCAUACGCUGCAUCUUCCGCCUGCUCUGAGCGAGAUCUAUGGUGGUCCAAAUCCCACCUGGUUGCGCGACGUCCUCGAAUUCCUUCCCAACCUCCAAAGCCUCAUUGUCACGAAGCUACCCUUCUUUGAUCACCACAGCCUCAAUGCUUUGAGAUUUCCAAGCGCGGGCAGAAGAUUGUCGAACGAAGAAGCAGAGAUAUUUCCCACAUACGGACUGAAACUGUUACUGGCCUCCAGCGAGCCGAACACUACGUCUUCCUCCCUGGCGAAUGCGCUGCCGAGAUUUCCCAGUUUAGUUUACCUCGAUCUGUCCUACACGUCACCCGCACGGGAUGCUGCAGUUCUAAUAGCGCUAUCAUACCUGCCAGAUCUUCAGGUCUUGAAGUUGCGGGGCGUUGGGCUUAAAGAUGGAGAGGCCGAGGUCCUGGCCAAUGCGAUCGGGAUUCGCGUUCGUUUGCUCGAUCUUCGGGACAACCUCUUGACCGACAUGGCCGUGCGAUCAUUGAUGCAAGCAUGUUUUCUGUCCCCAGACGCCGCACAAUCAAGACACCUCAAUGUUGAAGAUUGGCCGGUCGGUAUGGCUCCGGGGCCGGACUUUUUCAGUCUGGACACCCUUCGGAGCGAAGAACUCGAUCAUGAGUUGCUCAAGCAAUUGACCAAACCACUCACGGGAAGACUAGCCUUUGAAGACAUUCCUCACCGAGGCUUGACCCAUCUCUACAUUUCAGGAAAUCGCUUGUCUGUCGAGGGCUUAUCAAGUCUCCUGAAGUCGGAACGCCUCCACAUUCUGGAUGGCGGUUCAGUUGACACGGUCAAGACUAUCGCGCGGACUCAAUCGCUUUCUUCGCCUACAGGCUAUAUUGAUGAAGUCCGCUUCCCAGGCGCAGAGAAGCUUAUCCCGGUGCUGGCAAGGUCUGCCAGCAAGAAUUUGACCUACCUACGUGUUGACCAUACAUUAGUCACUGCAAAGUUCGAUCCCGGCCCGACAGUGGUCAAACCAAAAGCCUCGUCGGUCGAACUUGCAGGGUCUGAGCCACUGGCUGCAGAGCUUCCGUCUCGCGAGAGACAGAUAGUCGAGGCCCCGGCCCCAGCCCAUUACGCAGUGGAGAUGCCAGUUCCGGAUCAGAUUUUCGAAUUGGAUGCCACUCCAGCACCACCACGGGCAGAACUGAUCGGCGAUGUGAUAUAUUUUGCCCUUAGCCCUCCAAUUGGAGAGAAGCCUGAGGCAGCCAGCCCUAUUGUUGAAACUCACAGUCCGAUCAGAGGCGAAGGUCCUUAUGCUCCAGAGGUCGUCAAUGGUGCAGGGGACGAUGCCGAGAACGAAGAUCGUGCGACGGUGGUUGAUUCCGAGAUUUCUGACGAGACCGGAACACACAGCACAACGAAAUCAAUCCUUUCCCCAGUGUCUCCUAUGACGCCUCACCCUAACACCAUGACCUUUCAACCUCUGGUCCUGCCGUCUACCCCGAAGACCAAGGCUGCAUCAACGUCCACUCCUAUCAAGACAGGGGACGCUCACCCACCGCCCGCGGUAGCUCCGCCGUCACAACCGAAUACCUCUCUCUCCACAACUCCUGCUGCAUUGCAUCACCGCCAGGCUCGGAUAGAAGCACUCUUGGCGAAGAGGCCUCCGGGAUUGUCAUCCAAAAUGACCCAUACAGGAUCAGAUAUCCCCAAAAUCACAGUGCAGAAUCUGACCAGUCUCCAUCCCGCUGUGCUCCCCAAUCUGAGAACGUUGAUCCUUACCGAUGUGCCUACAACAGUGCCAAAAUCCUCUCCGGUCGUUCCUGCAAUUAAGGCUUUCAUCUCUGCUUGCGCCGACGAAGCUGCUCUUGCCCGCCUCCUCGCGCGGACGGAUUAUUCUCUCCCACCCGGUCGGGCGCGCCAUAUCGCCGAAUUGGAACAUGCACGGUCGCUCUUCGCCCUCCGCACAAUCAUCCUCGAAAUGGAGGAACCCACCAAUCCGGUAGCGGGCGAGCAGCGAAGGUGGCAGCAUUCUCGUCAGCGUAUUAGCAUGAGUAAAUCCUCAACAGGGGACAGGGAUAGUGAGAACCUUUGGUCGGCCGCUGAAAACGACUUUAGCUUCUUUGGAGAAGAAGGGGAAGAACAGGACGAGUGCGGGAUCUACCAGCAUGACCCGGAGAAAUACUUCCCUACUGCACAUUUUGACGACAAAAUUCUGCUGGGCCCCGAAGACAACCCGCCGGAAAGUGGCUCGAGCAGUCCACACGGUAGUCUCCAUGGGUAUGGGACGUUGUCCCCAUUCAUGAUGAACUAUGGCGGUUCUACUGGGACAUUACGAAGCCCGAGGAACCUGCCCUUGGGUCGGAAUCGCAGAAGCUCGAAUGAAUCUCAGCGAAAUGGCACCGUGCGGAGUUUCUUGAACGAGAUGCAAGGUGCCCCAGUGUCACCCAAGUUUAUGAAUGGCAGAUUGCGUCCACCGUCGAGAGAUUCGAUGCUUCCGCCGACUUCCAACCCCGUGCAGCCACCAGAAGAGGAGAAAGUGGAUGUCAUCGCCGAAGUCGCGGCGUGGCGAAAAGAGCGAAAGAAGGCCUACGAAGACGAAUUGGCGCGAUAUCGGAUGACUCGUGGAGGUGGUGGCGCGGGAAGAUCGAAUAGUAUGACCAGCCAAAGCAAUGGACAUGGACAAUCGUCAUCUGCACCGAGAGGUUACGGAUAUGGCUUUGACCACGGAGCUGGGCCAGGAUCACUCGCGUACGCACAUACCCACACAAAUGGCAAUUCAGCGGUCAACCAAGGAAGCCACACUCCGUCUGGUAGCUCAACUCAUGGUGAGAUUAAUGACCUCGACAUGAAAUUUGUUGAAGGACACUGGAAGGGCGAGAUCAAGGUGAUUAGAAAUGCGACGCCAAAGGGCCGAACAGGAGUGGUGGACAUGUAUGGCAACUAUUUUGAGAAGGGAUAUCUGUAUCCCUGA